Messenger RNA from Plodia interpunctella (Indianmeal moth), 1967 nucleotides. RefSeq lists its product as uncharacterized. The record is from RefSeq and is a predicted model, not a curated record. Lineage: Eukaryota; Metazoa; Arthropoda; Insecta; Lepidoptera; Pyralidae. The transcript is spliced from 3 exons. Bases 167 to 1627 code for a protein of 486 amino acids.
GACUGUGAGUAAAAAAAACGUUUGUGUAUGUACGUACGUACCUACCACUUAUUUGCUUAUGUCGUGAUUUCAAUUCACUGUUUUUGUAAUAAUUUGUGUUAUUUAAAGCGCCUGUAUAUAUUUCUUUAAGACAUUAAUGAAGUUUUAGCGGUAGUGCAAUUUUUAGAUGAGUCUAAAACGCUGUAGUUCAGGAAAAAUGGUGGCAAAAAACAAAAGUAAAGUCAUACCAUGUUCGACUCCAGAGCAACUAAAUUCGCCUUCAAGAGAUAGUGAUUCAGUUUGUGAUUCCGAUGCAGCAAGCCCCGUGCCAUUUCUGUGCACCCAGGAUGGUGCAGAAGGAGAAACUGAUGUUGUAUGGAAUUUCUACACACCUAAAUCAGAACAUACUGUUAGUUCACGGUUUAAAAACUCGACACCGCUCAGUAGAAAAGCCAAAAAACCAGCUAAACAUAAGUUAAUGGAAAAACAACUGCCAAAACGUAGACCAAUACGACAUUCCCAGAAAAAGACUGAACUGUUUCAAGAAUUACUUGAAUUAAAUCAAAAUUUGCAUGAGUUAAUAUCAAAGAAAUCAGAAAAGUGUACAUCAGAGAAUUUCACAUCAUCAAAUAAUGAUGAAGAUAUUUUCAAUGAGUCUUUAGAAUCGCCAAAAGAUUCUCCUAAAAGUGGAAUAAAAAGUAAUUCUAGGUGCCUUAGAAGAAAUGUUUUGAGUUCAAAAUUUGCUAAGCCGGAUCCCGAAGCAGCUUUAGAAUCAGAUGAUUCCAUGAAUGAAUGUCUACUAAAAGCCAGCCAAGCUGUGGAAAAUAUUUUAGAAAAUGAACCCUCGGCACCUAAACGUGUUUGUUAUGACACAAGGAGUAAAUUUAAUUCUGGAAAUAAUAAACCUGAUUUUAGCUUUAAAAUAAAUGAAGAUUCUAUAGAUGCUAUAAUGAACUGUAUUAAAAUAGAGUCACCAGUUGUUAGUAAAAUAAAAAAAGCUGAGUCAUUAUGUAUGAACAAUGAUUCCUUUGAUAAUUUAGUUGGUAAUUUAAAUGAUAGUGUUAUAGAUCAGUUAACACAGAUGCCUAUUAGAAAUGAAAUAAAUCGAAGUAAUCACCCACAAAAUUCAGAUUGGAAAGUUCAGGAAGUAAUAGUACAUGAUGGGAGUCCGUCUAAUGCUUUUGGUCGCCACAAUUCAAUGCCCGAGUCCCCUGUGAUCAAUUCUAAUAAGCCUUCCACUAGUGGCAUGGCUUUUGGCAGGCAUAAUUCAAUGCCAUAUGGAAAUAAAAUUGCCAGAUGUACAGAUCCUGGUGAUUCUCCCAUAAGGUGCAGCCCUGACCAGAUAGAGCGGAAACGACAACAAGCUAGAGAGAAAUUGUUUGCCAAAAGGCUAUUACCAUUUACUUCGAGUCAAAAUAGUAAACAGCUGUCACAGCCUCAGCAAAGUCAAGCCGCACCAAGGAAAGCAUUGUUUCAACCCAGAAUUCCAAGUGCAGCAGUUCAGAAAAUAUCACAACCCACACAGCUACCUGAUUUAAAUCGGAAUCAACAAAAAUCAAAUGGUCCUGUAGAUAUAAAAUUGUUAAUUGAAAAGAAGAGGCAAGAGGCUUUGAUGAAAUUAAGACGUCGGCAACCCCAAUCUAAAUAGUUGUACAUAAUUUGUUUUUCUCAGUUUUGUAUGCAUAUUUUGGCUGUGUGUAUAAUCUUUAAAUCAUACAAAAAUAAGCUUUGGUAAAAUUAUGUUAGAGAUUUUUUUUAUUCUUAGUGCUUAGAGUUCAAAAACUAAGUUUCAAUUAUAGGAAUGUCUAAUAUUUAUGGGAAUUUAUCAUGUAUAUUGUAUGUAAUUACAACUUUGUGUCUUAUCAAUUUUUAUUUUGAUACUAGGGUAAGAUGUUGAUGUGAUGUUAAAAUAUUUUUAUAUUCAAAGGCCAUUUGUUUUACCAAUCCUAUGCGAUUUCAGUGAUUAAAUAUAUAAAUUAUGAUUUCUA